This is a messenger RNA of Oikopleura dioica, 1344 nucleotides long. The record is from the annotation of a GenBank genome assembly. NCBI's taxonomy places the organism in Eukaryota, Metazoa, Chordata, Appendicularia, Copelata, Oikopleuridae.
AUGAAGGUUUUGCGCCUGAUAAGCGUCGUUUUGGGCUUGGCAAACGCACUUUACUCUGCGUCAGAUGAUGUCGUCGAAUUGACGCAGUCGAAUUUCGCUUCAAAAGUCACAAAAUCCGAUGAACUUUGGAUUGUGGAAUUUUACGCGCCCUGGUGUGGACAUUGCAAAUCCAUGGCUCCGGAAUACAAAAAAUUGGCAAAGGAACUCAAGGGAACUGUAAAUGUCGGAGCUGUGGACAUGACCCAGCACCAAUCUGUCGGCGCUCCAUUUGGAAUCAAGGGCUUCCCAACUAUCAAAAUCUUCGGUUACAACAAGCAGAAACCAAUCGAUUACAACGGGCAGCGAACAGCUGACGCCAUGGGAGACGAAGCUUUCAAGCAGCUCCGAAAGUUGACCAAGGACAAGGCUUCUGGCGGCAAAUCGAGCGGCGGAUCUUCUGGUUCUUCCGGCAAAUCUGGCAAAAGUGGAAAGGGAUCGACCAUCCUCACGGAAAGCAACUUCCGAUCGAAGGUGAUUGAGAGCGGCGACCCCUGGCUCGUUGAAUUCUACGCCCCCUGGUGCGGCCAUUGUCAGCGAUUGGAGCCCGAGUGGAAAUCAGCUGCAAAUACUGUCGCCGCCGAAACUGGUGGAAAGGUCAAACUCGGUCAUCUUGAUGCGACCCAGGCUCAGCAAAUCGCCGGACAAUACGGAAUCCAAGGCUACCCAACGAUCAAGAUCUUCUACCCCGAUGGUCGAGUCGAGGACUACAAUGGAGGCCGAACUGCUGAUGACAUCGUCGCUCAAGCUAUGAUCCUCUUCGAAGACGUCGCCGAUCCACCAGAGCUUUUCGAGCUUACUGGCAAGGAUGCCCUCGAUAAAGCCUGCACCGAUGCUCAGGUGUGCAUUGUUGCUUUCCUUCCCCACAUUUUGGACGACCAAGCUGCCGGCCGAAACGACCGACUGAAGCUGAUCCGAGAUAUGAUCGAGGUCUACAAGCGCAAAAAGUGGGGAUGGCUCUGGACCACAGUCGGAACUCAGCCCGAGCUUGAGAAGCAACUCGGUGUUUCCGACUUCCCAUCGCUCAUCGUCGUUAAUCCAAGAAAACACUUGGCCGUCAAGAUGCUCCAGGGAUUCAGCAAGAGCGGAAUGGAGGAGUUUUUCAGAAAUAUCGCUUAUGGAAAGACUGGAACUGCUGUUUCGAGCUUCGAAGAAUUCGUGCCGAUUUUAACUGUCGAAGCCUGGGACGGAAAGGAUGGACAACUUGAAGUUGACGAAGAUGACAUCGAUCUUGACGACUUCGACUGGGGAGACGACGAAGAAGACGGCGAAUACGACCAGUGGGGCCGCCGAAUCGAUGAACUGUAA